Molecule: messenger RNA, 2357 nt
Organism: Neurospora crassa OR74A
Lineage: Eukaryota; Fungi; Ascomycota; Sordariomycetes; Sordariales; Sordariaceae
Exons: 3
Coding region: 272-1801 (509 amino acids)
Source: RefSeq, a predicted model, not a curated record
AAAAGGGCAAGAAAUCUGGGAACCACCAGUGCUCACCAACCUGAAGUUUCCAUGCCUUCUGGCUCAGCCGCUCUUUCCCUUGUCUUUCGACUUAUCAGCUGCUCUUCAUCGGUUCCUUGACAGUGAGAGAAUCAACACCGUGCGCACUUUGCUUGGAACCCUCAUUCUUUUUCCUCUUUCUUCACACCCCUCCUCCUCGGGGCCUCUUCCUCUCUCCUCGGAUGCUGCUCCUCAGCAUCACCAUAAAUCAGUUCGACCGCGCGCCACUGGGAUGAGGAGACUACCUCCCCGACUGCUGGCCUCGAUACCACACGCAAGCCCGUCGGGCGCUGUGCCCCUCUUACUCUCGUCUUCUGUCGCAAACCACACACUUCAAAACCUAAGGGCGGGACCACGAUUACGAGUCGUUGCGCAAUGGCAAUGCCACCCUCAAUGGCAACAACAGCGUGCCGGCUUCUUGACAGGGCCGGCAUCGUGUCAUCCCGCCGACAACGACACAAGCCGCGCCAGUCCCUCUCCCACGAUUGCCCGUGAAGCCUCUACUUCGCCCACGCCAACGCUUCCUGGCCUCGAAGAAGCUGGUCAUGAUGAACAGUCACCUGCUGGACUCCACGAGGACGGAAUCACCGAGGAAGAGCUUCCUAAGCUUCCCUUCCGCUUCGACACGGGUAUUGGUCUAUACGCAAAGCGCCCGCCUCGCCCUUUCCCACCACCAUUCCUCUCGCCACCCUCCGGUUCUUUCAGCGACCCUCUCAGUACGCAUGAUCGCAGUCGAGAUCGCCGUGCGGCUUAUGUCAACGGGAAGUUGAUACGAGGUUACACCAACGGCGACGAUGCUGUAUUUGCCAGCAAAUACUUUGUUUGCGCAAACGACGGCGUGGGCGCAUGGAGUACACGACCCCGAGGGCAUGCUGGCCUCUGGUCCCGACUAAUAUUGCACUUUUGGGCCAGCGCAGUGUUCGAGGACGCCGUACGACAAGGCGACACUUACCGCCCCGACCCGAUCGCAUAUCUGCAACAAGCGUACGAACAAACAAUGGAAGCGACGGCAUCACCGAACGACUGGCAAGGCACGACGACAGUUGCGGGCGCACAGCUACAUUACCGUCGCAAGCUGGGAGAACCUGGUCAGGACGUUGCUGAGUCUGACAAGGGUUCCGCAAGUGGAGGUGCCACGAACCUGACAGAUGGGGAUCGGCCACCUUAUCAGAGCACCGAUAGCGCUGGCCAUGCUAAAGUACAGGGCGAGACCGAGAAGCUGGACAACAGCGGAAGGAGCGAUGUGGAGCCGCUGCUUUACGUCACCAACCUUGGCGACUCGCAGGUGAUGGUUGUGCGGCCGUCGACACGCGAAAUCGUGUACAAGUCGACUGAGCAGUGGCAUUGGUUCGAUUGCCCGCGUCAACUGGGCACCAACAGUCCCGACACACCCCGUACAAUCGCAGUGGUGGACGAGGUACCAAUACAGGAGGGAGAUGUUGUACUAGCCAUGUCGGAUGGUGUUAUUGACAACCUUUGGUCGCAUGAGAUCUCGGAGAAGGUCUGUGAGUGCAUAGAAAAAUGGCGGGCGGGCGAAGUAAAAGUGAGCAAGGGCGUUCUACGGGGGACCGUGCUGGACAAUGAUGCUGGCAUGAUGGGAUUCGUGGCGGAGGAACUGAUGGAAGCCGCAAAAGCCAUCGCUUUGGAUCCGUACGCGGAGAGUCCAUUCAUGGAACAUGCUAUUGAAGAAGGUCUUGCCAGUGAAGGCGGCAAGCCAGACGAUAUCAGCGUCGUUGCAGCCAUUUGCAAAAGGAACGACUGAUGAUCAUUACUGUUUGCACAUUUCUAGUUGCUUUUCUUCGCUGUCGAAGUAGAAUUAUAGAUAUGGGUUUCUUUUGUUGGGUUCUUUGGAGCGGCGGGACAAAAGGGGAAUGGUAAGGAAUGGCUGUUUUACCGGAGACGCAUGGAGUUUCCAGACAGUCCCAGGUUUACUUAGUUACCUUUGAGCGGCUUCUCUUGGGUUGUAUGUUCAUCAUGUUGCAAUCUUUACAUACACAUUGGUGUUCUGAGGAUACAUCUCCGGGUGUUGAGUCUCCAAGCGAGAAACCUCAUGGUGGGCGGAGUGGAGGAAGGCAAGCGACAUCGAGGAUGGGUUAGGAGCUUUAUGAAGGCGGCGUCCGGUGUGGGUUAACAUGGGCACUUAAACUUUAUUAGCCGCAUUAUAGUUCCAGUUCCUGCUUUUCUGGGGAUGGUGGUAUUACACAGACUCCAAAGGAGAAACAUUUGGUCCUUUUGUGUUCAUCUACCACAUUUACAACGGUUAGUUGAUCAUAAACGGCACAAUCCAUCCCGGAUCCAAGGUCUCUGUAACUUUAGCG